Molecule: messenger RNA, 1218 nt
Organism: Rhipicephalus sanguineus (brown dog tick)
Lineage: Eukaryota; Metazoa; Arthropoda; Arachnida; Ixodida; Ixodidae
Exons: 9
Coding region: 61-1155 (364 amino acids)
Source: RefSeq, a predicted model, not a curated record
CGCCCACGCGCGAGCGUGAGCGCGGCGUUGUGUUUGUGUGUCGUCUUCUGCCGGGCUCUCAUGGAUGCGACCGAACACGGCGACGCCGGCACACCGGGCGACGCCGCACGGGAGGACUGGCCGCCGCUGCUUAAUCCCGUGAUCAACAUUGAUUCCGGCGCCCAGCGACCUACGCAGUUACCCAUAUCAAGGCCAGGUUUCGCCCAUCGAUGCGCCGCAUGGCUGGUGCCAGCACGCUUGCGCCAGACGCUGGGCCUCAGCGGCGACGACACGAAUGUCCCGGACGCUGACGACGCGUAUGACGGCGCCGAGCCGACGUUCUCAGACGACGCCAAGCUGCGUCGCGACGUCGAGUCUCUGGAUGAGCUGGCCCUGAAGCUCGAGGACCUCGCGGCCACCCUGCGCGAUGCCCUGCAGCGGGCUAGCGCCCAGAGUCCGUCGCUCGCGGACCGGAGAGCCCAGGGCGCGCACUACAUCGUCCGGUUUCAGUUGCCCAUCGUCGCCGUCGUGCAGUUUCUGUGGGUUGGCAUGCUGGCCACGUUCGACUACGCGGUGACGGACAAGACAUCCCCCGGCUACCGGUACCUGGUGCACGCCAUCAUGGUCGCCCUUCAGGUCGUCAACAUUCUGCACGUCGGUCUUGCCUCAUGGACGCUCACGCAUCAGCUGAUCAAGUUACGUGCAGUGAGCGGAUUUCUCAUGGCGCAGACCUACCUGUCCACAGUGUUACUUUUCUCGGGCUUCUACCUGGUCAUCUACAGGCUGAACCCCUCCGGCUGGGAGCUGUCUCGCACCGACCCGAUGAUCGGCGGCGGAGCCUUCACUCAGUACGUGCGCAUGCUCUACCUGUCCGUCUCGUCAGCCACACUGUGCGGGGUUGCCAACAUUCAGCCCGUGGCUUGGUACGCGACACUGUCUGUCUGCUUCCAAAGUCUGGUGAACUUCGUCUACUUCGCCUCCAUCCUGGCUCAGACGAUCGGCUGCAGUGGCUCUACUGAAACGGUGUUCCAGCGCCGCGAGCGCAUACAGACCAUCUCGCGGCGACUGAGCGCUCGCUCGUCGGCCUUCACCGCAGGACUGCCCGACGCUGCGCAAACGCCCAUUCGCAGGCGCCACUCGACGCAGCUGCCCGUGGUGGGCUUCGCCUCACCGUAGCCGGCGCGGCGCGUGCUCUGCGAGAAAACGCACUUUCCCGCGGCAAGAGCAGCGCCGCGAGAG